This is a messenger RNA of Caretta caretta (loggerhead turtle), 1969 nucleotides long. RefSeq names its product baculoviral IAP repeat containing 7 (gene BIRC7). Lineage: Eukaryota; Metazoa; Chordata; Testudines; Cheloniidae. Gene Ontology annotation, cellular component: nucleus; cytoplasm. The record is from RefSeq and is a predicted model, not a curated record. Gene Ontology annotation, biological process: positive regulation of protein ubiquitination; regulation of cell cycle; negative regulation of apoptotic process. Gene Ontology annotation, molecular function: cysteine-type endopeptidase inhibitor activity involved in apoptotic process; ubiquitin protein ligase activity.
CGCCCCGGCUUUGCGGGAGCUUUACAUGCGCUCUCCCCACCCCAGGGCAUGGCCAGAGAGCAGGGCUGGUCAGACAGUGCCCCCAGACCCUGGGCUGGGGCCCCCACGCGGGAGAUCAGCUGAAGCCCACGUUCUGGGCCGUGGCCUUUCGGUGCAGCUCGCAGGGGCCUACCCGGGGCGCCUCGGGACAUGCCCUUCAGUGGAGCCUAGAGCCCAGGACUGAAAUAGUGCUGGAGUUGCAGAGCUGCCCCACACAAGAAAGACUCUCUGCAGCUCUUCUGAGAGUGAAAUCUGUGCUGGGACAUGGAGGACAGCUUUCCCCCAGAGGAGAUCAGGUCUGGGCCAAGGCAUUUUCAGCUGUCUAAGACCAGCAUGCGGAGCGAGGAGAAGAGACUGAGGACUUUCCGGCAGUGGCCAGAGAGCUCACCUGUUUCUGCCACAGACCUGGCUAAGGCUGGCUUUUUCUUCUUGGGUCCUGGUGACCGAGUGCAGUGCUUCUGCUGUGGUGGUAUCUUGAGGAGCUGGGAGGCUGAGGAUCAACCCAUGCGAGAGCACCAAAAAUUUUUUCCUACCUGUAAAUUCAUCUGUGGUGAAGAUGUUGGCAACCAGCGGAUGCUCCCCUUUCUGGAGAUCUUAGACUAUGUGGAUGGGCAGAUCCUCAGCCUCCUACAGAGGAUGGAUGUGGAAGAGACGGCCUUACCCAGUCAACCAGAAUACCCGGAGAUGGAAACCGAGGCGAUGCGACUAGCCACUUUCCAGAGCUGGCCACCAUACACAGAGCUGUAUCCUGAGCAAUUGGCCAGAGCAGGGUUCUUCUAUACAGGUCAAGGUGACACUGUGAGGUGUUUUUACUGUGAUGGCAGCUUGAGGAACUGGGAGCUUGGAGAUGACCCCUGGAGGGAACAUGCCAAAUGGUUUCCAAGGUGUGAGUUUUUGCUGCAGUCAAGGGGCAGAGACUUUGUUAGCAGCGUUCAGGACUCUGACUUCAACACUCCGGUAGCUCCAGGAGGCUUCUGGCAACAGGCUGAACAAGAUCCCCCUGCACCCCAAGAUUCUGAGGGGAAUCGGGAAUUGUCAUCUCCUCCUGUGGAUCAGUCUUCCAUAGUGCAGGAUGUCCUGCAGAUGGGCUUUGACCACAGCUUGGUGAUGAGCUUGGUGCAGAGUAGACACCUGCUGACUGGCACCUGCUACUUAUCUGUGUCCGAACUGGUCUUGGAUCUGCUUCAGGUAGAUGGGGAAGAAAGCAGCAGUGCAGAAGAAAGAGAGCGUGCGGAGAGGGAGACAGGUGUGCCAGGACAAAGACGAGACGCACAGGCCGAGUGCUCAAAAGAAUCAGCAGAACUUCCACUGAGUACAGAGGAGCAGUUGCGACGGUUGCAGGAGGAGAGGAUGUGCAAAGUGUGCAUGGACAAAGAUGUGUCCGUUGUCUUUGUUCCUUGUGGCCACUUGGUGGUGUGUGUGGAGUGUGCCCCCAGCCUGAGACGGUGCCCCAUCUGCAGAGCGGUCAUCCGGGGAAGUGUGAGGACUUUCAUGUCCUGAACCAUGAGAAUCUCCAGUCUCUGACCUCCACUGAGGGCAGCCCCUUUUCCAACGCAGAAGGUGCUGCACGAGGAUAUCUCACUAGAAAUGAUGUCACUAGCAGUCUGGGUUACUGAACAACCUCCCAGAAGUGUCCUGCAGAGCUUCUUCCAUGCCUGUCAGGAAACAUCCUUUUGCUGGAAGAUGACCAUGGAAAAGUUCAUUCCUAAAUUUUUCCAUUUACAGGAUGAGUGGUAACUUCUUUUAGUUUAAAAUCUGAUGAUUCUUGUCUGGAAUUGUGAUUUUAUUUUUUAAGAUAUUGUUAGAUCUUGGAGCAGAUAAAGGAAAGUUUGCCUGCAGAGUAAUUUAUUCAUGGGUUUGAAAAAAUGAUUUGCUAAGUCUGUAGAUUUAUACUUCACAUUUUGGAAUAAAAGCAUCUUCUGUUACCUUU